AUGCACACGGUCAAUACACCCGGGUUCGUCGAGAUCGAGUCUUCACUUAACCGUGUGGUAGUGUGGUAUUUUAGGAAGAAUGUAGAUAACGUAGCUAGUUAUCGCGCUUUCCUCACAUCGAUAGAGUCAGAAUUAAUUGCAAAAUUAUGCGAAUGCACGCGUAUUCAUCCGAUAAAGUACAAUAUUAAAUUAGAGGCUACCUACGUCGUGCCUAACGUGGCUAAUAGCGCGCAGAAUCGUGCGUUUAAGACGUCGGCAAAGGAAUUAUAUGCACACAGCAAUGUCGCAAGUUCGGUCGAUCGAAAUUUUACGAGGCUCCUGGCCGAAGAAGACGCGUACGAGGGGAAAGGUAGCGGGUUCGCCUUGUCACACAUCGACGGCUUGCUCUUGGGUGUGUACGAGUACACGCCUUUGGGUGGAUCGUCGUACUUGCCAUUACCGGAAAGCAUACUCAGUCGGAAAGCUGUCGUUAAUCCUAAGAAUGUCGACCAACAAUGCUUUAAGUGGGCGAUUUUGGCAAAACACGUAGCGCAAGAUAAUCGCACACGAGUAGGAGCGAAUUAUUCUAGCGAAGAACACCGCUAUGACUUUUCCGCGCUAUCAAUCCCCACCCCAGUGUCAGAAAUAAAAUUAUUUGAGCGAGCUAAUCCCGGUACGUCAGUAAAUGUAUACGGUGUAAUGAAUUGCAAAAAAUAUAAAAAUAAAAAAUCUUCAACGCAAUCGCUCGCGUAUCCGCUGAGGGUGACCGACAAUGAGCUGGCGAAUCAUUUCGACUUGUUGCUGAUUACCGGGAAGAAUGGUGAAAAUCAUUACGCAUACAUUUCCAAUUUUUCGCGGUUAGCCAGCCUCCAAAAAAAUAAUCGCGAGCAUCGUUUAUUUGUAUGCAAAAAAUGUUUCACCAGCUUCGACGACCAGCCUUUAAAAUAUAAAUUACACGGCGAGCGAGCUUUGGCGAUACAUCGUUUGGUGUGCGGUGCACACAAGCCGGUAUUACCUUUAAUGCCUAAAGAAGGGGAUACGCUAGAGUUCAAGUCGUGGUGUAAGACGGAACGUCUCCCGUUCGUAGUGUACGCCGACUUCGAAGCUCUUCUCCUGAAAACCGCACAGAAACACGGUGCGAAUACUACGGCGAUCCACACGCACCAUCCUAUGAGCUACGGAUACUUAGUAGUCGCAGCGGAGGGCGUGCCAAUGGAGUUGUUCGAGCAGUUUGGAAUUCCAAGGACUCCCGUCGUUUUUCGCGGCUCCGUGACCGACGAUGAUGUGUCCGAGCGAUUUGUCCGGGCAGUCCUCGACGUGGGCGAGAGAAUAAGCAAGUUAUAUAAGACGGUCAACGUACCAAUCAUCAUGAGUGUCGAUGAUUGUCGCUUGCACGCGAGCAAAGCGUUGUGCGACUUGUGCUUGAACAUUUUCACCGAACAAAAUUGUAAAACUGCACACCACGACCACUUAUCUGGACGUUUUUUGAAAACUUUGUGUAACUCGUGUAAUCUUAAAUUGAAAACACCGAAAUUCGUACCGUGCUUUUUACACAAUCUUUCAAACUAUGAUUCGCAUUUUAUCGUUUCACAUUUGUCAUGUAAUAAUAACGCGAUUUCAGUGAUAGCUAAUAGCGAAGAGAAGUUCAUUUCGUUCUCAAAAUAUAUAAAUAAUACGUUUUCUAUAAGAUUUAUCGAUACGUGUCGAUUCAUGGCUUCGAGUUUGGCUAACCUAGCGGAGAACUUAACGACAACAAACUUCACCAAGUUUCGCGAAGUUGCGAAAGUAUUCACCCCGGCGGAGAUGUCGCUGACCACACGGAAAGGAGUGUUUCCGUACGAAUAUGUUGAUUCGUGGGACAAGUUGAACGAGACGACCCUACCGCCCAAGAUCGACUUCUUUAGCACGCUGACUGAGACACACGUCCGCGACGAGGACUAUGAACACGCUACUAGGGUGUGGGAUCAUUUCGCCUGUCGCAACCUUGGCGAUUACAGUGACCUAUACCUGAAAAUAGACGUCCUGAUCAGCGCUGAUGUGUUUGAGAAUUUUCGCGAGCUGUGCAUGUCAACGUUUCACCUGGACCCGGCACAAUAUUACACCUCUCCCGGGUUCAGCUUUGACUGUAUGUUAAAAUUCACUUCGGUGAAACUUGAACUUUUAAACGACUUUGAGAAAGUUUUGUUUCUCGAAAGCGGUAUGCGCGGUGGCUUGGUGCAGGCGAGCAAACGCUAUGCUAAGGCUAACAAUUUCAAGACGCCCGGAUACCGAAACGAUGAACCCGGCACUUGGCUCGUAUACCUGGAUGCUAAUAAUUUAUAUGGUUAUGCGAUGGGAAAAUACAUGCCGAUUAGUGAUUUUACGUGGUAUCCGGGAAAUCCCGAAGUGGCGUUGGCCCAGCUCGAGUGGAUGACGGAAACUGAUGAUUUUGGUAGAAUCUACGAAGUCGAUUUAUUCUAUCCACAAACUUUACACGACUCACAAAAUGAUAUGCCGUUCUUACCGCACGCUAGCAUACCACACUGA
Myzus persicae (green peach aphid) is the source of this 2505-nucleotide messenger RNA. RefSeq lists its product as uncharacterized. The transcript is spliced from 2 exons. NCBI's taxonomy places the organism in Eukaryota, Metazoa, Arthropoda, Insecta, Hemiptera, Aphididae. Gene Ontology annotation, molecular function: DNA binding; nucleotide binding; DNA-directed DNA polymerase activity. The record is from RefSeq and is a predicted model, not a curated record. The coding region runs from base 1 to 2505 and encodes 834 amino acids. Gene Ontology annotation, biological process: DNA replication.